This is a messenger RNA of Psylliodes chrysocephalus, 6940 nucleotides long. The record is from the annotation of a GenBank genome assembly. NCBI's taxonomy places the organism in Eukaryota, Metazoa, Arthropoda, Insecta, Coleoptera, Chrysomelidae.
UGUCAGUUGAAAUUCGAGACGAGAUUUAAGUGUUAUUGUUUCUCUAGUUUCUUUUUAUCAGUGGCACGUGGCUGAGUCGAGAGAGAAUGGAAUUCGGAAGAUAUCUAGAAGAGAUUGUUGGUUUUAGAGAACAUCUUAGCUUAGAGAUGCAGGGAACAGCUUUAAUGCCGCACAACCCUCAACAAGGAUAUCCACCACCAUCAGGACCGAUUGUUACAGACAUGGAAUCUCCGUCGUCACCAAGCGAAUUAGCCAAAGACAACGCGAACAGAAGCGACUCCGGCAUCUUUUCCUGCACCACCAACACCACCAUAGACCAAACGGACAGCUCCAAAAAUUUCGACAGCGCCGACAACAGAAGCGAUUGCUCGUCACCCGAACGCAAAUACUUCUGUCCGAUUUGCGAAAAAAUGCUUACUUCCCAACACAAAUUCACGCUCCACAUCAGAUCUCACAACAACGAAAACGAAGUACAAGACACGGAGAAGGGGUUCACUUGUAGGAUUUGUUCCAAGGUGUUAAGUUCCAACAGCAGCCUGGAUAGGCAUGUGCUCGUGCACAGCGGAGAGAGGCCAUUCCACUGCAAGUACUGCGGCGAUACUUUUACAACCAACGGCAACAUGCACAGACACAUGAGGACCCAUUCUCAAAGGAACGAAAGUAGCUAUGAAUCAGACGGUAGCAUUGAUAGCGGUAGCUCCAAAAGCACGGAAUUUAACAACAAUAAAGUAGAGAAAAACAAAAGGAAACACGAAUCUGUAGAUACAAGCGAUAAAAAACCUAGAUUAGACUUAGAAACAAACAUUCCACAAACAUUCCAUUGUCCACUAUGUGAACGAUCAGAUUUUAACUCUGCUGAGAUUCUAGAAGCUCAUUUAGAGGACAACCAUCCUGAUUACCCAAUCAAAUGUUCAAUUUGUAAAGAAACUUUCGCCAACAGCAAACUACUAAUUGCACAUAAAUCAGCAGCUCAUGAUAGCAUUGCUAACAAACAAGCAGUGAUUGGCUUCAAAGAUCUAACAUUCGUAGAUUUUUCUAGUGAAAAAUUCCCGCAUAUUGCUAGAAGGGAAUGUGAAAUAAACCUUCAUAAAGCAUCAACUGGACUGAAAUUCCAAUGCAAACAUUGCAACAGGGCUUUUCCUUGCUCCAACUCAUUAACUAUUCACGAAACCAACUGUACUUCUCCAUUAUCUCUAAAAAACACAGAUCAUAUCUCACCACCAGACAUCAAAAGAGUGGAAUUCUUCAACAGAUUAAACCUAGUUGAUAACUCUCCAGAAAAGCCCACUCUAACACCAUUUACUUCUAACAAACUUAGAGAACACCUAGCUAGAGCCGUGGAUAACACCAAAGAUUUGGCUGAUAUUCAGUCAAUUUUAUCCAAUAUUAAUUUACAAAAACUCCAAACAGAUCAAGCCGAACUCCAAUCGCAAAUUCCACCCAAACAAAAUUUAGACAACUCCUUUGAAUACCAAAAAACUGAGGAAGAAGAAUCUCAAGAUAUUUUCGCAGUGGAAUUUAGAAAAAUGAAACUUAGAGGCGAGUUUCCUUGCAGACUUUGUACAGCAGUUUUUCCAAAUCUGCGUGCAUUGAAAGGUCAUAACCGAGCCCAUUUGAAUGGCAACAACAACGGGACUUAUUACUGCAAUAUGUGCCCGCAUUCAUCAAUAGACAAAGCUGCUUUGAUACGCCAUAUGCGCACGCAUAACGGAGAUAGACCUUACGAAUGCGCCCUCUGCAAUUACGCCUUUACCACUAAAGCUAACUGCGAAAGACAUCUCAGAAACAGACACGCCAAAACCACCCGAGAAGAAGUCAAAAAGGCGAUUAUCUACCAUCCUUCCGAAGAUCCUACUAACGAAGAACUGAACAAACUCGUCAGCAAAGAUGAACCGAAAAAAGCAUCGACACCAACGGAAGAAAAAGUACCUUUUGCUACUCCAAAGUUUUCAGAAUUGCUGCGCAACAACACCGUCAAACUGAAACCUGAAGUAUACCCAGAUCUUAAACCGACGAAACCUUUUUCCAAUUACAACGAUAUUAUCAAAACCGAUAAUUUAAGAUCGAUGAAAAUCCCAAAUGACGUUCCUUAUAUCCCAGCUUUUCCCCCGAAUUUUUCCAAUAAAAUCCAAGUAAAAGACCUGACCUCUUUGCAAAAUACCUACGACGAUUCUGAAGAUGAUUAUGUCGAUGAAGAAGAAGAGGAAGAGGACGAACAACCGUUGGAUUUGGUGUUGGAUUUAAGCAAGAAAAAGUCUCCUGAAAAAAUUGAAAAGCCCAUCGAAGACGAACCUCAGGACUUGACUAAAAAGGCUUCUCCGCCGAUACAACAACAGCUACCUCCGAAUAUGAGUCAGAUCUUCGCACAGCAGUUGCUGAAGACUCCUCCAAAGAUCGAUCCAGCUGCUUUAUACGCCACCCAAUUAGCGCUGUAUAGAAGCGGUUUUCCUCUUCCCAGUUGGCCAGGAUUUUCUAUAAAUCCGUUAAUAUUUUCAGUACCCCCACCUCUUCCCCCAAACACAACUCAAGAACUCAAAGAAAGAAUGCAGCGUUUCCAACUUUGUGGAGGUUCGAUGAUAUCAGACGAAGUAAAAAAUCUGCAGAACCUACGACCUUUUCCAGUAUCCCCACCGUAUCCUAACGGUUUUCGAAUAGACCCGAAACCAGAAGUUUUGUUAGAAAAUAAUUACUCCACACCUAAGAAACCUGAGGAUUUAAAACCGCUAAGUUUGAAUAUAGAUUCAAAUUUCCAAGAAAGCUUGAAUAAAUUGCAAAGUCCUAUUCCUCAAAAUAAACCAGACUUGAUGCAUUCCCCCAACGCUGUCAAAAUGGUUAUUAAAAACGGAGUUUUGAUGCCUAAGCAAAAGCAACGCAGGUAUAGAACUGAACGACCUUUCACCUGCGAACAUUGCUCAGCUAGAUUUACUUUAAGAUCCAAUAUGGAGAGGCACAUCAAGCAGCAACAUCCGCAAUACUGGUCGCAAAGACAAAGGAGUUCAGUCGGAACACCCGGGAAAAAGCCACAAGUGAACCUCAAACCAAACUACUGCGAUCUAAGCAUUCCAAGUCCCAAUUACGACUUUAGUAAAUACCAAAAAUUCGAAGAUACCAAAGAAUUCAUCAACGAAAAGCUCAAAUAUUCUUUAUUGUCUCAACAACUCACCAGGUGCGAGUUCAAAAGAGAAGAAGAAGAAGAAGAUUGCGCUUUAGUUAUAGACGAGAAUGAUGAAAAAUCGCAUGCAAAGACUGAAGAAAACGGACACGAAGCAGAUAAAACUGAUGUUAAACCUAAUAAAAGCGAAGAAAGUCCGGAUUUGGUUCCUGUGUCUAGGCUGCUCGACAACGCUUCACAACAGCAGUUUAAAGAGUUUUUUAAAAGAGAGGGUGAAGAACAAGAGGUCGGAUUGGCUAGCGAAGAAGACGAAGAAGGUUUGGUGGCCAGUGGAAGCACUAGCGAAGGAAAUAUAUCUGGAACUGAUGAGAAUAAAUCAGAAUCCGAAAUCGUGCAGCCAGCAAAGAAGAAAUCCGCAUACUCCUUAGCUCCGAACCGUGUCAGUUGCCCGUACUGCAGCCGAAAAUUCCCAUGGACGUCCUCUUUACGGCGCCACAUCUUAACCCACACCGGCCAGAAACCGUUCAAGUGCAGCCAUUGUCCGUUGCUGUUCACCACGAAAUCCAACUGCGACCGUCAUCUGUUGAGAAAGCACGGCAACACGGCGACCACUAUUCCGAACGACAUUCAAAAUAACGCCAAUUAUUUGAUGAGAAACGUUCCUGAACGGCCGUUCAAGUGCUCUAGCUGUCCCAGUAGCACUUUUUCCACUUAUUCUAACCUCAAAAAGCAUAUCAGCUGCAAGCAUUCCACCAACGCGCAAGGCGAUGAUAUCAAAGCGCAAGGAUACGAAGCCGGUAGCUCUGAAGAUGAGAAAUUACCGAAAAGCGACUGGGAAAAACCUCCUGUUUAUAAAUUAUCGGAUUCUAUACAAAAUUCCGACCUUCCCUACAAAUGCCAUCUCUGCGAAGGGUCCUUUUCUGACAGACAAGACGCUUUAGACCAUAUUAGGGAUAAACAUACUUCAGAAUACGAGCUGCUGAUGUCAAAGAAUGCUUUGGAGUGCAAUCCGCCGCCUCUCGAAGAUCAACCGAACAUCGACGACGAAGAUAUCGAAGCGCGUGGUAAAUUUCCCGACUAUUCCAACCGGAAAGUAAUCUGUGCAUUCUGCAUGCGCAGGUUUUGGUCAGCGGAAGAUUUGCGACGGCACAUGCGCACUCACACGGGCGAGAGGCCGUUCAGCUGCGACAUCUGCAAGCGGAGAUUUACACUGAAGCACAGCAUGCUGCGACACAGGAAGAAACACAAUAUCAAUUUCGAACAAGACGCUAAUGUUAGCGACGAGGAAGGCAUUAACGGUUCUUCACCUUCUUAUACUAAAAGCGAAGGUAAUUUUAUGCAGAAAACUGACGAGUCUGACGGCGCCGAGGGCGUGGAUUUAAUCAGUAAUCUGUUGGGGUUGAGGGAUCGAUCUAUCAUCGACAAAGCUUUGGCUGCUUCUCCUGACGUUGCGGCUAAAAUGUUAGGGGUUAAAAAUGGAGUUAGAGAGUAAAUGUUUUUUUUUUUUGGUUGAUUUUUCUUUUUUGGUGAUUUGUUUUUGCUUCAAUAAGUUAGAGAAGGAAAUGUUUAUGUGUUUAUAGGAUGAUUAUAUUUUAAGUAAAAGAUUAUUUUUUAGAAUUAUAUGUUUAUCUGGAUUUGUUGGGUGGUGUAGGGUAUAGUUUAUUGGCGGAUCAAUGGUCGGAAGGUCUUAAUUUUUACUGCCAUUUGGUAAUUUUAUAACAUCCAAAUUCUUAUUUGGGGUUCCCACCUCUAAUCGGCAUUAUAGGAUUUUAUUUUGCCGAUUAGAGGUAGGAACAACUAUUACGAAUCCGAUGGUUAUAAAAUAACAGUUUUGAAAUCAAUGUAACGGUAAAGUUUAGAGUUACAAUUUGUACAGGAUUUUUACGAUAAGUUUGAGAUGAUGUCAAAACAUUACUCUGUUGCCAUGUUCUAAAAUUGUUGAGGAGUUUUAAAUACUAAUCAUUAUUAUAUAUUUAUUGGUAUGAAUUUAGAUCUAUUUUCUUAACUUGAACAACUAAAUUUGAUCAAAAUCGCAAAAUAUCACAGCCGACUUGUAAAAAAAUUAAUACCUUCGAGUAUCCACGUGACUGUAAUCACUCAGGGUUGGAUUUAAUAUUGGCCGUUGAAUUUGGGAUACCCUACACCUUAUUUAUUAAAUUUUAUGUUAAAUAAAAGUGUAGUACAAUUUUUAUGUUGACUGAGCUAGAAUAAGGUAUUAAAUUGUUUUUAAGAAAUAUUGGCAUAAAUAUUUCCUUCUUAAAAAUUUGUUAAUUUGAUUUUUUUAUAUUAAAAGCUUAUUUCUACAUAAAAAUGAUUGUAUAUAAUAUAAAUGAUGAUUUUUUUAAUAGGUAGGUACUAAGAUUUUCAAUGGUCUAGUCAGGUUCAUUCCAACGAAUAUGUAGUAGCAUCUAAUGCGUAAAUAUAUUAUUGUUAAUUAAAUAUAAAUAAAAGUAUUAUAAUUCGCAUUUUAUUAGAUAUAAUGAUUGAUUUUUUCUUUUUAAAUGAAUUUCUAAUGGAUAUUUUUGUACAUAAAUAAUAAUAUACGGUCUAGGUAUACCAAAUAUAAUUUAUUUAUUUAUUUGCCGAGCCUAGAUGCUCAGCAAAUAAAAGCACCGAGUCAAACGUACUUUUGCCUUAUAAAUAUUUAAAAAAAUGUGUCUUAUCUAUUGCCUUUAGAGUUUAAACAAUGUACACUAAGCAAUACAGUUACUUUACAAUUUAUGAUUAUGCGAUUUUUUUUAGAAAAUAAGGUCACUUUGUAAUUUUUAGAUACAUAUGUAGUUUUACAUAUCCAAAGCAAGUAAGAACUAUUUCAGUAAGAAUUGUUUUAAAAGUUUAAGUCAUUCGUAAAGAGAAUUUAUAUCAAUUAGUAUGUAAAAUGUAAAUGUAUUCAUAUAAUUUUUCAAUUUACCAAAGAAAGUUACCAUAUUGUUAAACUGAGUGGUGUACAUUCCACUCCGCCUCACAAUGGUUUUAAGUUACCUCAUUUUUCUUAAUUUUUUACAUAUUUUCGCUUGCAAAUACAUACAACGUGCUACUGUUUGACCUUAAAGAGCUGGAUGUGCUUUGUGGUGUCAACAGUUUUGACAAUGUACUUCCACUCUUCUAUUUCAAGCUCAUUUGGAAUCUUAGAUUCGAAAUAUUUAAGCCGGUAAUCUCUUCUAAAUAGGUACAUUCCAAACAAGUUUUUCAAGAACGUGCUUUCUCAAACCUUUUAUAAAACAAUGAAUGUACUGUUUUCUGUUGGAACUCAAAACAUGUACAUACAAGUUUAGAAUAAGUUUGCUGGAGCAAAACGGCUUUAUUUUAUUUCUCUAAAAUCAAAAAAAAUUGUUAAUGAUCAUACCUUCAAAACUUUUCUUGCUGAAAUAUUAUUAAGGUUUGUUAGUCAUAAGUAAGGAAACCAAAAAUCAAAAUUGGGAUUUAAGUAUGCUUAACAUAUCUAGUGUGACGCUAUACUCCCGUUUGUUGCUGUGAAAUAUGAAUUUAUUCAAUUCCUAUAUUUUGACAAAAUAAUCAGUAUACAUGAUUCUACUAAUUUUGUACAACGACUCUAAUCAAAUUAAUACGAUUACAAAUCAUGGAUGCCAACCGUUAUUAUGUCAAAUUAUUAAGGAAUUUAAUCGAUUGGUUGUUAGUUAAGUAUAAACACACGAAUAUUUUAUUUUGUCGUGCACCUUUUUAUAAUUAAGGAUAUUUUACACGUUCACGCUGUGUCUUAAGAAAUGUAAUUUUUUGAUACAAAUCAUCUUUAAGAUUGUAUCAAGCUGUUUAGCAAUUUAAAAAUUGGAGUGAGUUAAUAGAUUUAAUCUCAAAAUAUGUGUAAUG